Messenger RNA from Exophiala mesophila, 3602 nucleotides. RefSeq lists its product as uncharacterized. NCBI's taxonomy places the organism in Eukaryota, Fungi, Ascomycota, Eurotiomycetes, Chaetothyriales, Herpotrichiellaceae. Gene Ontology annotation, biological process: tRNA re-export from nucleus. The transcript has 3 exons. The record is from RefSeq and is a predicted model, not a curated record. Gene Ontology annotation, molecular function: small GTPase binding; tRNA binding. Gene Ontology annotation, cellular component: nuclear pore; nuclear matrix; cytoplasm. Bases 332 to 3430 code for a protein of 1032 amino acids.
CACAACCCAGCGCCUGCAGCCUGCCCGCUUAAAGCCCACCACUGGUUAACCGUGCACCUCAUCUUGCUACUUAGCCCGUUACUCUACUUGAUGAAAUCACUUGUUUCGCACGACUUGUCCACUACACACCUAACAAUCCGUUCCAUCCUCUCGUCUGUCCUUUACAAAAGUCACUGUCCAGAUCUCUAUCAUCCCCUCGGUUUCUCUAGUCGAGUCAUGGAAUAAUCCCGGAAGCACGUGCUUCCUUGUUUCCCCUACAAAUGCGGUGACUAGCAAUCUCUACCAGUGUUCCCAAAGUCUCUCACUGGGCAAGGAACACUGGCAUUGUCUGAUGGAGGACCAGAUCGUCUCCGCGAUUCAAAUCGCAUACGACCCUUCCGCUGACCAGACCCUCAAACGACAGGCAUUUGACUACGUCAACCGACUGAGGCAAGAACCCUCAGCCUGGCAACCAUGCCUCAACCUUUCCCUCCAAGUCCCCCGCCAUCCUCCUGUCAUUCGGAUCUUUUCUCUAGACAUUGUCAACAAUGCCAUUCAAGCCGGCGUUGUCGAUGACCAAGGCCUCAAACUCGUGAAAGAGCAGCUCCUCGCCUACCUACAAAAGUUCUACACCGCACCGGCUCAAGAGGGCGCUCCAGACAGCGGGAACAUGAUCAACAAGUUUGCUCAGACCAUUACCUACCUCUUCUCGGCUUUCUACGCCUCUGGCUGGGAAUCCUGCUUUGAUGACCUGCUUGCCCUCACAUCCACCCAAGCCGGCUUCAGGGCAAAUUAUUCUGGUGUGGUCUUCUAUCUCAUUGUCCUCAACUCCAUCCACGACGAGAUUGGUGACCAACUUCUGUCCAGAUCUCGGGCUGAACAAGAUCGAGCAAACUCCCUCAAAGACCUCAUCAGGGCAAGAGACGUUCAGAAAAUUGCUCAAUCAUGGCAGGAGAUACUUACCCACUGGCACACCUCGAACGAUUUCAUUGCAGAACUUUGUCUCAAGGCCAUCGGCAAGUGGGUCAGCUGGGUUGACAUCUCCUUUGUGGUCAAUCAAUCGAUGCUCGAGUUAUUGUUUCAACAACUGGAACGAGCCCAAAAGGUCGAAUCCCGGGUGGGGGAGGAAGAAGCACGCGAUGCCGCUAUCGACGUCUUCACCGAAACCGUUGCAAAGAAGAUGCCUGCAGCCGAUAAAGUCGCAGUGAUUGAAUUUCUAAACCUCGAAACGGUGGUCUCUCGGCUGGUGGCUUGCCCACCACUGAGUAGUAGCAGAGCAUCUAACUACGAUGUCGACCUUGCCGAGACUGUUGCAAAACUGGUCAAUACUGUCGUCGUUGACAUUGUCAAAGUCUUGGACACUGAGGCCCAGAGCUCUGCAACCUGGGCCAAAGCCGAGCAAUUGUUGGCUGCUUUCCUCCCUCACCUUCUUCGCUUCUUUUCCGACAUCUUCGACGAGGUUUGUUCCACUGUUCUAGUCGCUAUGAAUGACGUCCUUUCGUUUUUGCGUCGCACCUCUCAAGGUGAAGCCGCUUCUGCUCAGCGCGCUGCCAUGCUGUUGCCCAUCUUGAAAGCUAUCUUUACCAAGAUGCGCUACGAUGACACUUCUGAUUGGAACCCAGAAGACGAUCAGACGGAUGAGGCUGAAUUUCAAGAACUAAGAAAGAGAUUGGCAGCAUUGCAAGCCGUAAUCGCGGCUGCUGACGAGGAGCUUUAUAUCGAAGCAAUCUCUACACUCGUGCACAAUACUUUGCAGCAACUGCAUACCAAAGACACCCAGUUAGACUGGCGAGACUUGGACUUGGCCUUGUAUGAAAUCUUCCUCAUUGGAGAUUUGGCUGUCAGGGGAGGCGGCCUGUACCAGAAGAACAAACCAAACUCUCCUGCUGCCGAAAAGCUCAUCCAAAUGAUGCUGGAGAUGGUCCAAUCGAACAUUGGUUCAUAUCAGCAUCCUGCCAUUCAGUUGCAGUACAUGGAAAUUUGUGUCCGAUACAGUAACUUCUUCGAAAGGCACACAGACUACAUUCAGCCAGUGCUUGAGAACUUUCUCCAGCUUGCUCAUCACACCAGUCUCAAAGUCAAGUCACGAGCAUGGUAUCUCACCCAGCGUUUGAUCCGACAACUACGAUCUCAUGUUGGAGGCGCCGCCGAGGCGGUGGUACAAAGUCUGCAGGACUUGCUCACCGUUCGAGCAGAGCUGCCGAGCGACUCUGACAAGGAUGACAUGUCUUCUGAUGGGGACUCCGGCAAUGACUCAACCUUCACCAGCCAACUCUAUCUGUUUGAGGCCGUCGGCUGUGUUUGUGGCUCUGUUUCGGUCCCUACAGAAAAGCAAGCCCAGUACGUGACAGCUAUCAUGCAACCGAUGUUCUCCGACAUAGAACGAAAUCUUGAAUUGGCACGGUCAGGGAACGAACUCGCCAAUCUCCAGGUCCACCAUGAGAUCAUGGCUCUUGGAACCAUAGCUCGUGGUUUCUCUGAUUUCACGCCUGGAGCAACGGGACAGAAUGCUAGUGCCGAGCCAUCUUCGCAAGCCAAACAAGCCUUUGCUCAAGUCGCCGAGGCGACACUCGUCGCUUUGACUGCCCUGAAGUCCUCCUUCCAGAUCCGAACAGCGGCUCGAUUUGCCUUUUCCAGACUGAUUGGCAUAGUUGGCACUGGAAUGAUGCAACAGCUCCCACAGUGGGUAAAUGGUCUUCUCACAGAAUCAUCCUCCCGUGACGAGAUGGCUUUGUUUUUGCGUCUACUGGAUCAGGUCAUCUUCAGCUUCAAGAAUGACAUCUCAGGCUUCCUAGACACGAUUUUUUCAAGCUUAAUAGAGCGAGUUUUUGCCGGAAUCUCCGCACCAACGUCGGGGACUGAUGACGAGAUUGAGCUCGCAGAGCUCAAAAGAGAAUAUCUCAAUUUCCUUCUCGUCAUUCUCGGGAAUGAACUUGGCUCCGUUCUUGUCAGCGGCACCAACCAACCAAUCUUCGAAUCAAUCAUUGGCUCGAUUGAGCACCUUGCACGAGAUGUCGAAGAUUUCCCAAGCGCCAAAAUGGCGCUAUUAUUACUCUCUCGGAUGUGCACGACUUGGGGAGGACCUGAUGUCAUCUCUGUGACAGGUCAAACCACGUUAGAUACGCCCACUCCCUCCCCCGCGCUUGCAGGAUUCGACGAAUUUAUGAUCACACGAUUCUCUCCACUCUGCUGGGCUCUUCCCAGUAACCCAUCAUUCAAUAGCAAAGAUGCGCAAGCACGACAAGCCCUCGCCGAGGCUGCUGGUUUGCAGAAGACAAUCUACACAAAAACGGGACAGCAAUAUUUGACCUGGUUGCAGAACAAUGAACUCAGGAACAUGGGCAUGAAUGACGCCAUGAUCAACGACUACUUACAAAAGCUAGCCACCAUGGAGAUGAAGAACUUCAAGGCGUUUUUCCCAAAGUUCAUCGCUCAAGGAGGCCAAAUGUAGCUUUAGCGGCAGCAUAGGGAGUCGAAUUAGGCACAUGGUCAAGGAUAUCAGGAUGCAUGUUGAGAGAAGUGAUCAUGUAUGUCAUUGCAACCAAGUCACAGGGAUGCAAAUAUAUAGACCAUAUGUCAAUGAAGUUGUGAGAGCAUGGGGUUUUGACUCCGUAUACUACUAA